AUGACAAACACCAUAUAUGACAGUAACACCACAGAUGAUGGCACUAGCACAUAUGACAGUAACACCACAGAUGUUGGUACCAGCACAGAUGACAGAAACACCAUAUAUGACAGUAACACCACAGAUGUUGGUACCAGCACAGAUGACAGAAACACUAUAUAUGACAGUAACACCACAGAUGAUGAUGAUGGUACCAGCACAGAUGACAAAAACACCAUAUAUGACAGUAACACCACAGAUGAUGCUACCAGCACAGAUGACAGAAACACCAUAUAUGACAGUAACACCACAGAUGAUGGCACUAGCACAUAUGACAGUAACACCACAGAUGUUGGUACCAGCACAGAUGACAGAAACACCAUAUAUGAUAGUAACACCACAGAUGUUGGUACCAGCACAGAUGACAGAAACACCAUAUAUGACAGUAACACCACAGAUGUUGGUACCAGCACAGAUGACAGAAACACCAUAUAUGACAGUAACACCACAGAUGUUGGUACCAGCACAGAUGACAGAAACACCAUAUAUGACAGUAACACCACAGAUGAUGGUACAGCACAGAUGACAGAAAAUAUAUAUGACAGUAACACCACAGAUGAUGGUACCAGCACAGAUGACAAAAACACCAUAUAUGACAGUAACACUACAGAUGAUGGUACCAGCACAGAUGACAGAAAUACCAUAUAUGACAGUAACACCACAGAUGAUGGUACCAGCACAGAUGACAAAAACACCAUAUAUGACAGUAACACUACAGAUGAUGGUACCAGCACAGCUGACAGUAACACCACAGAUGACGGUACCAGCACAGCUGACAGUAACACCACAGAUGACGGUACCAGCACAGCUGACAGUAACACCACAGAUGACGGUACCAGCACAGCUGACAGUAACACCACAGAUGACAGUACCAGCACAGCUGACAGUAACACCACAGAUGACAGUAACACUAGAAAUAACAGACGCCAUUUAGCCCGAGACUGA
Messenger RNA from Candidula unifasciata, 984 nucleotides. Lineage: Eukaryota; Metazoa; Mollusca; Gastropoda; Stylommatophora; Geomitridae. The record is from the annotation of a GenBank genome assembly.